CGCCGACCCCGACAGUUUCCGGAGGACCCAACCAGUCUGUGGCCGGGCGUUCGUUUCCGGAACAGGAUGAAAGGUCAGCUCCAGCGCCUGGUCCUGGUUCUACGAAAGAUACAGGAGCAGGACCAUGCUAUGCGUCGUUGGGAGAGCCAGGUGCAUUUACAGGAUGGAAAAAAGCGAAUGCUUCUCGUGCUCCCCCGGGCACCUUUAGUAAGCCGACGGUCGCGGAUCAGAUGCGCGAAGUGCCUGCAUCAAUAGCGAAAAGUUCGAUUGCAGAGGCUGAAUCGACCCAGACUUCCCUUCUAUCAUCCGCUGCGAGCCAGCUAACGUCCUCACCAGAGAAGAAGCUGCCCUCCAUGAUGAAUGAGAACUUCAGUCCGUCAGAACAAAUUCUCACGCGGGAGGGCACCGCACCCGCAGAAGAGGCCGCGACUGGCGUCGCUGAUCUGGCCUCGGCUACACAGGUAGAGGGCACAUCUUCCACUGAGAAGACAGCCGAGAACGAAAGUGCUGCAAAUGCAGAACCUGCUUGCGCCGAUGAACGAAGACAAGACAAUGACGUCCGCGGUCAGGAUGAAGGGGAUCUCAACAAGAACGAGAAUUCGGCUUUGGAUUUCGUGGCGACCUCUCUCUGCAAAGUAGAUGACUCUGACACUGGAGCAUCUAAUGUAUUAGCAGGUCAACCGAAUGAUGAGAAGACAGGAGCAGGAGCAAUUGUUGAUGAACAAUCAGGUCGUGAACAAGUAGAAAAAGAAGAUGCUGCUGACAGAGGACCAUGGCAGCAGCAGGACGAGUUGUCGAGAUCUGCUGAGUUAUCGGCAUCGCAUGCACACUCCUACGAGGAGGAUGAGAAUGAGGAGGCACCUCAAUUUCCAGACCCUGAGGGUGCCCGGAGCACCUUUCGUGGUACUAUGCGCUCCACGUUUCGCGGUACACGUGGGAGCGAAAAAAAUCGAUCUGACCAUGGCAAAGAGAGUAGCGGCAAGCUGAUAUCGGCAGCACCAAAGGCAUUCGGCCGUAUUUCGCCAACUAGAGGAUCUAGAUCGCAUCAAGGCCAGGGUUCGGGGGGAGCUGCGUCUACAGUUACUGGUGCUAGCACAUCUCACGUGCCUGUCGGUGUUGACGCGUCCCCUUUAGCACCUCAGCGCGCUGUCAGUCCGGCCGCGAGUUCAGUUGCGGGACAUUCGGUGGCUUCGUCGCGGAAACCCCGUUUAGACACAGGCGCUGGAAACCGGUGGGUUAACACAAAAAAGGCGCUCUAUCAGAACAGUCCCGCUUGCAAGCGGACGCAGAAUGUGGACACAGACAGCCUCAAGGAAUUCGCUGGUCCGGAACUGAGUUCGUUGCACGAGAACAGUACGGUAUUCGAAGACCACUUGCGGCCAGCAGUCGGCGGCGGAGGCAAUCACCAGCUGCAGCGCGGCUGCGAGAAUGGGAAGAAUAAAUUUCCACAGCUUCUGCGCUGAUCUUAGGGCCGCUUCUUCGUGUUGCUCUAGACAGCAGCGACGAAACCAGAAGCCUACUUCUUCUAAUUGUAACUACCUACGACACAAGAAGGGCUGGUGAGGAGUCCGUGACACUUUCCAUUAAUAACACGAUACAACUGUACUUGCAUAGCAUCGCACAUCAUUCAGUCGUACCAAAAAGUGAGACACACGCCUGCUGUAGAUACGAUGCCCGCGGCCCGCGGCCCGCCCUUGAGCCUGAGCUACUUACUACAUUCAUGAGAGACUUCAACAUAUUCAAUCAUACUAGACUAUGCAUUGCUACGCUAUAUUUUGUUGGUCACGUCACAACUCUUCAUGUUAGCUCAUGUUGAAAAAAACUACCAUGCAAAAUAGUAGGGAUUGCACAGGAGACAUUCACAUCAAAAAAUCAUUCAAUAUUUAUUGAGUCUUACUAACUAUUUUCCCUUUCUUGGAACUAUUGUCAACUUACUGUUUCGUAGUACCGACUAUCAUUCACAUUCUACUUUUUGAAGUAUUCGCCGGAGUAAAAGGACGAGAAAGAUCAUAAUUAAGCAUAAUUGUGAUUUAUAUCGCAGUUGUGUUUGAGGAGAAAUUCUUGAUGUAGUGGAAUGGUUUUUGUAUACCACUUAGCCUGUUUCUGUACAGAAAAAAAUUUGGUUAUUCAUCCCAACUCGAACAUCGUAAUUUCAACGCAUACUUCAGGUUGCCACCGACGACCACUAUGAAUAAUCCCUAUAAUUGACCGGGCAAUUAUAACCUUUUCCAGAGAAUCUCGCAAAGGCAGUGCAAU
This is a messenger RNA of Amoebophrya sp. A25, 2256 nucleotides long. NCBI's taxonomy places the organism in Eukaryota, Dinophyceae, Syndiniales, Amoebophryaceae. The record is from the annotation of a GenBank genome assembly.